This is a messenger RNA of Panonychus citri (citrus red mite), 1486 nucleotides long. Its product is annotated as syntenin-1-like. Gene Ontology annotation, cellular component: cytoplasm; plasma membrane. The transcript is spliced from 4 exons. Gene Ontology annotation, molecular function: protein binding. The coding region runs from base 144 to 1172 and encodes 342 amino acids. Lineage: Eukaryota; Metazoa; Arthropoda; Arachnida; Trombidiformes; Tetranychidae. The record is from RefSeq and is a predicted model, not a curated record.
UUUCAUUGUCAGACGACAACCGUUAGUUUAAAUUGAUUGUUUGAUUGAUCAACUUAAUUGUAUUAAUUGUGUGCCAACAGAGAAAUUAAAUCUCUAAUUGUUUUCUAUUAAUUGCCAAAAUAAUCUCGACAAAUUCAUCAAUCAUGUCUAUGUAUCCAUCAUUGGAAGAUAUGAAAGCUGAUCAAAUGAUCCAGGCUCAGAUAAACACUAUCCGAUAUUCUGCCAAUUCACCAUCACCUUCUUCAACAACCACCGUACGAGAGGGAGGCUAUCCCACUGUUUUACCAUUCGCUUCACCUCCUUCAGCUCCAGUUUAUCCUCCAACCUUAGGAGCGACAUCUUCUCCUCCUCCUCCCUAUCCUGUUGACUCUCGUCGAAUCGGUCAAAAUGAACUACACAUGUACCCAGCAUUGGUUGAUCUUCAUGAGUACAUGGGCCUUAGUUUAACCUCAGCUGAACUUGCUCUAAUCACUCCUAGUCCAACCAAUAAUACAGUUUCAAUCAGAUCUCCUCGAGAAUUGAUUCCAACCUCAUCUCCAAACAGCAAUAUGGUUGCUCCUCUUUCCGGUGAUUCAUUAGGCCUCAAAAGAGCCGCUGUUACUCAUGGUCUCCGUCAAGUUGUUCUUUGUAAAGAUAAAAGUGGUAAAGUUGGACUUCGAGUUAAAUCUCACAACAAGGGAGUUUUCAUCAUUCUGGUCAACGUUGAUUCGCCUGCAGCUCUUGCUGGACUUCGGUUUGGAGAUCAAAUUUUACAGAUUAACGAUGAAAAUGUGGCCGGUUACUCGAUGGAAAAGGUUCACGAUAUCAUUAAAAAAUCUCCAGUCAAUGGGAUUAACAUGGUGAUUCGAGAUCGACCCUUUGAACGAACGAUAACUCUCCAUAAAGAUAGUACAGGUCACACUGGAUUCGCUUUUAAAGAGGGUAAAAUCACUCACAUAAUUAAAGAUUCAUCAGCCGCUCGAAAUGGUUUACUAAUUGAUCAUCAAUUGUUGGAAGUUAAUGGGCAAAAUGUUAUCGGAUUAACUGAUAAAGCAAUUAGACAAAUCAUGGAAUCGAGUGAAAAUGUUAUCACCAUUACAAUUAUGCCUUCAGUUAUCUUUGAUCAUAUGGUUAAGAGUAUGGCUUCCGGAUUGAUCAAAAAAUUGAUGGAUCAUUCAAUUCCUGAUUUCUAAUCAAUAUGAUGAACAAAAAAAAGAUGCAACAAAAUUUCAACAAUCAACUAAAUGAAGCUACAAUUGAUCAUCACAAUUACAAAUUUCUAAUUGUGAUUUUAUUGAUAUUCUCUCUAUUUUGAUUUGAUUUAAUUUAAUCACAAUUCCAUUACUACAACAACUCCUUUCUCCAUUUUAAAAAUUCAAAAUUUUGUGACAUUUGAUUUGAAACAAUUUGUUAAUCAUUUCAAUUAAUCAUUGAUUCAUGUUCCCCAAUUAUAAAACUCUAGCUAUAAAAGUAUCAACCACUUUCAAGCUUAACAACAAAAUCUUAA